Messenger RNA from Gavialis gangeticus (Gharial), 1700 nucleotides. It is a transcript of the gene SYT8, whose product is annotated as synaptotagmin 8. Bases 38 to 1228 code for a protein of 396 amino acids. Gene Ontology annotation, molecular function: clathrin binding; calcium-dependent phospholipid binding; syntaxin binding. The transcript is spliced from 8 exons. NCBI's taxonomy places the organism in Eukaryota, Metazoa, Chordata, Crocodylia, Gavialidae. The record is from RefSeq and is a predicted model, not a curated record. Gene Ontology annotation, biological process: cellular response to calcium ion; regulation of dopamine secretion; calcium ion-regulated exocytosis of neurotransmitter. Gene Ontology annotation, cellular component: synaptic vesicle membrane; axon; dense core granule.
UAUUUUGUUUGAUUCCUCAGGCCACCUGCACGUAGUCAUGGCUAGUAAAACCAGUUCAAGCAGCAUGAUUGCCUCUCCUGUUCCUACUAACUCUACAGGAGCCACUACUGCUCAGCCCAGCUUCAUUGAAGGCAUUAUUAAUGAAAUACCACUACCCAAAUGGGCUCUCAUUGCCAUUGUGGUCGCAGCGGGCCUUGUUCUCAUCCUCAUUCUCAUCUGCAUCAUCAAGUACUGCUGUUGCAAAAAGAAACGCAAGAAGAAGGAGAAGCUCAACUUGGUUAACAUCAAUGGCUCCACCACGGCCAGCUUGGUACAGCCAGAUAUGGAUGAUCUGGAGAGUGGUCUGGAGGAUGAGAAGCGAGGAAGGCUGCAGUAUUCCUUGGAGUAUAACUUCCGCAGCCAGGAGAUGAAGGUUGGAGUGAAGCAAGCAGCUGAUUUAAAGGCUAUGGACAGUGGGGGGACCUCUGACCCAUAUGUAAUUGUCUACCUAACAUCUGAUAUCAAGAAGAAGUAUGAAACCAAGGUUUACCGCAAGACGUUAAAUCCUGUCUUCAAUGAAAGCUUCACCUUCCAGAUUCCUCAGGCUGAAAUGUCUGAGUCCACCCUGGUGAUGCAGGUGUAUGACUUCAACCGCUUUGCCAGACAUGACAUCAUUGGCGAGGUCCGGUUGCCUCUCAGCAAUGUUGACCUGCAGCACGUCAUUGAGCAGUGGAAUGAACUCAUCACUGCCAGUAAGACUGAGCAAGAGCACCUAGGUGAGAUCUGUUUCUCACUUCGAUACGUCCCCACCACCAGCAAGUUAACUGUGGUGAUCCUUGAGGCCAAGAAGCUAAAGAAGAUGGACUCUCAUGGAUUGACAGACCCCUAUGUCAAAGUGCAGCUGAUCCUGAACAAGAAGAAAUGGAAGAAGAAGAAAACAAGUGUGAAGAAGAGCACUUUAAGCCCCUAUUUCAAUGAGGCAUUUGUUUUUGAUGUGCCUUUCAAUCAGAUCCAGAACGUAGACUUGGUGAUUGCAGUGUGGGAUUAUGACAAGGUGACCAAGAAUGAACAGAUCGGUAAGGUGUUCCUGGGUUGCAGAGCCACAGGCAACCAUCUGCGCCACUGGUCAGACAUGCUGGCUAAUCCCCGCCGGCCCAUCGCUCAGUGGCACAGCCUGCAGUCGGCAGAAGAAGUUGACAAUGCCUUGGGGCUGAAAACCCACUUUAAGCUGCCUCUGCCCAUCCCAUAAAAGGACCUCCUAUCUCUCUCUCCACUUGCUGUUCUGAAGGAACCUGGAACCAUAGACAUACUUGGAUGAAAGAGAAGGGAUGCAGAAGGCUGGCAAGAAGUGCUUAAGUUAUGGGCUGGGGUAGGGAGGGGUUUUCAUCACAAAGGUUUGGGUCAAUCAACCAUAGCAAAAAUGUCAACAAGCAAGGGAACCAAGUUUUCCUUUGACCUCAGAUCAGGAGGAGAGCUGGUAACCCAUGCAACUGGCACGUGACAGCAACAGCAAACUGCAAAACCUACAGUGCACCCCCACUGCACCCACACAUUUGCUUCAGACAAAUGGAGACAACAGCACAGAAUGUUUUUCAGUCUUAUAUAUUGGGGUUGGGGUACACAAGGGUCAUGGAAAGUAGGGGGCUGGAAACAUCCUGGCUUGUGUUUACAAGACACUACAAAAGACAUCUGAAACCAUAUGGAGACAUGGGAAGCGGAAA